AUGAAUAUAAAUGUUAAUCAUAUUUUAACAUUUUUAUUUUUUUUAAUUGCAAUAAUUGGUAUAUUGGGAAAUGUGUUAGUAAUUGUAUCCGUUGAAUUUGAUGCACGAAUGAGACAAUCAUUAACAAAUCAACUUAUUGUUCGUGUUGCUUCUUGUGAUUUUCUUAUACUUGUAUUUAAUAUUCCUGAUAUUAUACAAUUUGUUUCAUCAACAAAUGGAAAUUGGAUUCUUAGUGAAUUUGCUUGUAAAUUUAUUCGAACAACACUUGUUUUAGCACAAUAUGCAUCUGUACUUACAAUGUGUGCAUUAACAGUUGAAAGAUUUAUUGGUAUUGUUUAUCCACUUCGUUCAAAAUUAUUACGUGAAAAAAAACAUGUUAUAUUAAUAACAUUAAUUGUAUGGAUAUUUUCAUUAAUAUGUGCUUCACCAAAUAUAAUUUAUUUACGUGUAUUAACAAAUUUAUCACCAGCAUCACGUCGUUCAUGUUUACUUGUAUAUUCUGAAGAAAGUUUUUUAAAUAAUCAGCGUAUUUAUAUCAUACAUAAAUUAAUUGAAUCAAUUGUAUUUUAUUUUCUUCCAUUAUUAUUACAAAUUUAUUGUUAUACAAGAAUAGCUCGACAAUUAUUUUAUGUUGAUGAAACACUUCAAACAUCAUUUCAUGCAGUUGCGAAAUCAAGUAGUCAACGAACACAAGGUGAUAUCGAUGAAGAAGAUGAUUAUGUAGAUAAUGAUGAUAAUUCAAGUACAAAAUGUACAAGAAUUGAUUCUGUUUGUCAAUCACCAAAACAUCGUUCUAAACAAUAUUCCCAAUCAAAUGUUACUCAUCUUAUUCAACGUCAACCAUUGAAAAAUUCUUAUUCAAAACGUCGAACAACAGUUACUUAUAAUGCAUUAAAAUCUCGUCGAAAUGUUAUUAAAAUGCUUUUUAUUGUUGUACUUAUUUAUUUUAUAUCAUUUAGUCCCCAAGUAUUAUUUUUUCUUUUUUUUGAAACAAAUUUUAUUGAAAAUAUUCCAAAAUUUAUUCAAACACCUUAUUUUAUUGCAUUUACAAUGCUUUUAGUAACAAUUAGUUCAGCAUCAAAUCCAAUUGUUUAUGCAAUAUUUUGUUCAAAAUUUCGACAAAGUUUUAUAAAAAUUAUUCGAAAAUUAUUUUGUUGUUUUCACAAAAAAUUUGAUUAUCAUUCAAAUCAACGAGCAUUAUCAUUACAACAAAUAUCAUCACCAAAUAAUCGAUCAAAUGGAAGAGUUCACAAUAAUAAAACAUGUUCAACUACAAAUGAAAAUUGUCAAUAUUCAUGUUAA
This is a messenger RNA of Adineta steineri, 1302 nucleotides long. NCBI's taxonomy places the organism in Eukaryota, Metazoa, Rotifera, Eurotatoria, Adinetida, Adinetidae. The record is from the annotation of a GenBank genome assembly.